AUGUCUCAAUCGCAAGUGCUCCAAGCUCGCAACGAGACAACCACCAGGCUCUAUGCAGACCCUCACAACCCCCAUCUCCACCUUGAACGAGGCAUUCAGUAUGAAAAGCUGGGCUUCCCCGACCUCGCCUCUGCAGAUGCAUACCGCGCGCUGGCACUGCUAGAGUCAGUGGUUGACCCAGAUGAAUGCGAGUUCCAUGCCAGACGGAAGAUAGACCCUUCCCAGCAAGCUCCGGAGAAAGCGACAAAUGAAUCAGAUGAUGAAGACGAAGACGAAGAUGAUAACACUGUGCCCAUCACGCAAGAUGAAUACGAUGCCAUCAUUGACCAGGUGUAUGUCCUUUUAAUACGCAGUCUCGUCCGCUGCGGCUGUUACCGCGAUGCAUUCGAAUUCGGCGUGCGCGGGUUAGCCCUCCUCGAAAAGAGAUCCGCAACAGCCUCAGUAGCCGCUUUGAACAUUCAGAUGGACCGUGUGAAGCAAAUUUACAAAUCUCGCACCGACUCCAAAACCGAAAACGUCAACCUAGACUCAAUCGAUCCCAGUGUCCUCCCCGCACAGGGCUUCGCCCGCCGUGUCCUGUAUCCCUGGAACGAGCACGAGCCUGACCGCCGCUCACCAGAGACCCUGAAAAUGCUCAACGAGCGACUGGCAGUCAUCGCACCGAAAUGUGAAGUCCGCGCAGUAGAACUACCAGUUCUGCACGCCUCCGCAGACGACCACUCAUCAAACAUGGACGUCUCCAUCCAACUCGGCCUCUUCGCAAAAGAAGAUAUCGCCCCAGACGAGAUCAUCCUCCGUGAAUCAUCACUUCUCACAGCAACCAACCGUCUCCACGACGAUCUCUGCGACGCAUGCAACGCCCCACUCCCAGAACUCUCCUCCGCCGAGCCCCCCGUCGCCUGCGACGGCGGCUGCGUAGACAUCAUCUUCUGCAGCCAGAAAUGCCACGACACCGCGCAGGAGGUGUACCACGGUGCGAUCUGCGGGUUGGAGGACGGCCUCGACUCUAUCGGGAAGGAUGUCCCCGAUCCCAAGGAUAAAGCCGAUUACCUAUACCUUCUUCUGCUGGGCCGCGCGCUUGCCAUGUCCGAAACGCAGGAUAAGCACCCGCUCGACCUGCCGGAAGUGAAGUAUAUCUGGGGUGAUUUCCACGAUUUCGAUAUCGAGGCUGUCUCGGAAGCGGAGACAACGCCUACUACAGACGAUACCGCUACGCUCCCCUUCUCCUUCCAGCUCAAUGUUCUUCAGCCGGAACGUUUCCUCGAUGAAAUGGGUCUAGAUCCUUAUGCUGUGCUCUAUAGAUAUGAUACCUGGGUUCUGAAUACGCUGUUUGCGAAGUUCCGUGGUACGGCGUCGGGUCGGUUGUCGACUUGGGAUGGAGGUCCGGAGUUGUGUGCUGUUCAUCCGAUGUGGUGUCUUGCGAACCAUUCGUGUGAUCCUAACGUGACGUGGGAAUGGAGUAGUGAGAUUAAUUUCCGUGCGCGGAGAGAUGAUGAGACGGCUGUUUGGUCGCGUGGGCAUGAAAUGAAGGAGCUCAGACCUGGGGGUAUUGCGAAGGAUUCGGAGAUUCUGAAUCAUUAUUGCGAUAUUGGAUUGCCGGUUCAGAAGAGGAGGGAGUGGGCUGCUGGAGCUUUGGGUGGGACUUGUUUGUGUGAUAGAUGUGUUUGGGAGGCUGGUGAGGUUGAAUAG
This is a messenger RNA of Penicillium griseofulvum, 1689 nucleotides long. Its product is annotated as putative MYND domain protein. The record is from RefSeq and is a predicted model, not a curated record. The transcript has a single exon. The coding region runs from base 1 to 1689 and encodes 562 amino acids. Gene Ontology annotation, molecular function: protein binding. Gene Ontology annotation, cellular component: nucleus. NCBI's taxonomy places the organism in Eukaryota, Fungi, Ascomycota, Eurotiomycetes, Eurotiales, Aspergillaceae.